Messenger RNA from Daldinia decipiens, 1763 nucleotides. Its product is annotated as zf-DHHC-domain-containing protein. Gene Ontology annotation, cellular component: endoplasmic reticulum; Golgi apparatus; endoplasmic reticulum membrane. The transcript has a single exon. Gene Ontology annotation, molecular function: protein-cysteine S-palmitoyltransferase activity. Lineage: Eukaryota; Fungi; Ascomycota; Sordariomycetes; Xylariales; Hypoxylaceae. The record is from RefSeq and is a predicted model, not a curated record. Bases 96 to 1685 code for a protein of 529 amino acids. Gene Ontology annotation, biological process: peptidyl-L-cysteine S-palmitoylation; protein targeting to membrane.
ACCGUCCACCGUCCACCGUCCACCGUCCACCGUACCCUGGCACAUAACCUAUUUUUUGGAUCGAGCUUCCACCUAGAUGGCCUAAUAUCCACGAUAUGGCCUUCCUCGUCGGCAGCACGGAGCCAGUACUCCAGCGCCUCGCCGUCCCCGCCGUCUGCCUCCUAAUCGCUUUCCUAGCCUACACCUCGCAAUGGCUAUUCGCUAACGCACCGGACCUUGCUCCGGGCCCGCUCACGACCGCCGAGAUCUACAUUUUCAACGGACUUGUGUUAUGUCUAUGGUACACAUACUAUAAAGCAUGCACGGUUGACCCGGGCCGAUAUGUCUUCCCGCCGGGUUAUAUCAAGAAGAACAAGAGGAGGAGCACCCACGACUCGAGCGAGGAAGAGUUGGAUCCGCAACAGAUACAGCGUUGGUGUAAGAAAUGCGCAGCACCCAAGCCGCCUCGCGCGCAUCACUGCAAGACAUGCCGCCGCUGCAUCCCCAAGAUGGACCAUCACUGUCCCUGGACUUCCAACUGCGUCUCCCUGCAGACCUUCCCGCACUUCCUGCGGUUCCUCGUGUACACCAACCUCUCCCUCUGGACCCUCCUCGCUUUCCUCUUCCGCCGCUUCUUCGCCCUCUGGGAGACCCGCCACCUACCCGCGUAUCUCGGGCCCACGCUAUCGCAGCUCGCGCUCCUCACCGUCCUCACCUUCGCCACCGGCAUCACGAGCCUAGCCCUCGGCCUGCUGCUAAUCACCACGCUCAAGGGCUGGCUCUUCAACACCACCAUGAUCGAAAGCUGGGAAAUCGAACGCCACGAAUCCGCGCUCGAGCGCCGCUACGAAUCCUCCCGCGGCGACGCCUACUCCUCGUGGUGGGGCUCGGGCGAACACGCUCCCGGCGGCGACCGCGAAUCUCUCGACCCCGUCGAGUUCCCCUACGACAUCGGCAUCUUCGCAAACAUGGCCGCCGCCAUGGGCACGCGCGUCCCUCUACUAUGGUUCCUCCCCUUCGCCGGCGAGCCAAGAAUCGCAGCCCCGAACAGAGACGAGAGCGGCAGUGGUGGUGGCGGUAGUGAUAUAACAACAACAACAACAACAACAACAAUGAGCGGCACCGGCUGGUCCUACGAAGAAAACGGCCUCAACGACCGCGAGGGCAUGUGGCCGCCCCCCGACCCCGACAAGAUCCGGCACGCCAAGGCCUGGCGCGCACGCAAGCGCGAAGCCGACCGCGCGCUAGAGAGGGCGCGCUUCGACGGCCCCGCCAACCCCGACGACGAGCGGGAAGCGUUCCGGCGACGGCAGGAGCGGGACUUGCGGCGGUGGGAAGCGUCGCGGUCGCGCAUCCUAGGGGAGUUGGAGGAGAUGCCUCCCGAGUACUACGACGACGACGACGAUAACAACGACAACAACGACCGCGAUUACGACUUCGUCGACGAGGCGUACGCUCGCAGAGUAGGACCGGGACGCGCUACUGCUGUGGUUGUCGUGGCCGAGGGCAAGUCCGGCUGGGUGAACGCUGAUGGCGAGCACCUGGGCGACUACGGCGUGGACGAAGACGCCGAGUUCGACGAGCCGGCGGUGGAGCGGCCGCGGCGGAUACGGGAGGAAUACGUCCGUGUGGAAGAUGAGGACGUGCCUCUCGCGGAGCUGAUGCGCAGGAGGAAAGUGCGCACGAAAGAUGAUGCAGAUACGUGAUGAUGAUGAUGAUGAUGAUGAUGUAUGUCUAGGAGGUAGUUUACGAUUACUAUUGGAUAUGUCACAAUAGAAUAAAAG